Naumovozyma castellii is the source of this 369-nucleotide messenger RNA. RefSeq names its product cytochrome c oxidase subunit Vb (gene COX5B). The record is from RefSeq and is a predicted model, not a curated record. NCBI's taxonomy places the organism in Eukaryota, Fungi, Ascomycota, Saccharomycetes, Saccharomycetales, Saccharomycetaceae. The coding region runs from base 1 to 369 and encodes 122 amino acids. The transcript has a single exon.
AUGGAUAUUAAUAAGAGAUGGGAAACUAUGCCAAAUACAGAACAAGAAGAACUUGUUGCAAAAUUAACGGAACGUCAAAAAUUACCAUGGAAGGAAUUGACCCAAAAUGAGAAACAAGCAGCAUGGUAUAUCUCAUACGGUGAAUGGGGACCAAGAAGGCCUGUUCAUGCUAAGGGUGACCAAGCUUUCAUCGCCAAGGGUGUUGCUCUUGGUUUAGUUCUCAGCUUAGGUUUCUUUUUCUUUGUAAGACAGUUUGCAGAAGACGAUCCAAAGACUAUGAACAAGGAAUGGCAAAUGAAGUCAGAUGAAUAUUUGAAGUCUAAGAAUGCUAAUCCAUGGGGUGGAUACUCUCAAGUACAAUCCAAAUAA